CCCAAAGCCCAUUCCAUUCACAAUCCCUGAAGUAUGAACGCGAUCAAGGCAAUUUUCUUGCUGAGUUUCUUGGCCAUAUUUUUGGGUCCCAGGGAGACCGAGGCCCAAGCCGUAGUUAAGAGCGAGUGGAGUAAGUAUGGCAAGUGCGCCCAAGUGGUAAUCGAAGCGUCGUCAGCUUUGGCCAGAAAAAUAGUUCCAACUAUCUACGAAAUAAACCUUUGCACCGGAUUUGUGGCAGAGCCUCCUGCGAAAGGCUCAAAACGGGACUUAUUAUGGUUUACGAAGUCCAUCUACGCGUUCUUCAAAAAGGCGGUUAUCGACCAACCCAAGUGUCUACGCAAUCUACUAGACAUCACGGCGGCCACCAUCAAGCCAUUUUCAGAGCAAAUUGUCAGCCUCGGUUGCCUGGACGAAGAUGAUUAUAUCUUUUAAAUAAGAAAAUGUGUGUAAAUUGUAGCUAAGCAAAUUGCAAUAAAAUGGGAAAAUAGCAUGGCUUUCAUGUUGGCACAAUUA
Drosophila kikkawai is the source of this 513-nucleotide messenger RNA. It is a transcript of the gene Acp53C14b, whose product is annotated as Accessory gland protein 53C14b. NCBI's taxonomy places the organism in Eukaryota, Metazoa, Arthropoda, Insecta, Diptera, Drosophilidae. The record is from RefSeq and is a predicted model, not a curated record.